Molecule: messenger RNA, 831 nt
Organism: Prunus armeniaca (apricot)
Lineage: Eukaryota; Viridiplantae; Streptophyta; Magnoliopsida; Rosales; Rosaceae
Source: the annotation of a GenBank genome assembly
AUGGAGAUGAAGGAAGUGCCAAAGUGGAAAGCCAUACUGAAGAUAUCUUCAAUCUUACUUGUGAAGAGACUAGAUCAGGACAAUGUUCCAAUUGUAUUUCCCUUGAAGAUUGAUGAAAGGCACACAGCCUUGCGACAUGCAAGCUUUGCGCCUUCGGCACCCCGUGCCCUUCUGCAUUUUAUCUUGCAAAAUGCAAGCUUUGCGCCUUCGGCACCCCCAUACACUUCGCCCUUUUUAUCAUUUGGCACCUUACCUUGCGAACCGCAACACGAGGCCUUUUGGGAGCUCACUGACUUCGGAGUCAUGGGAACUUCGAAGUUAAGCGAGUUGGGACUAGAGAAAUCCCAAGAUGGAGCCGAUCCGGGAUGUGACACCAAGGGCCCUUCAGUACCUUUUCUUGUGACAUGCAAGUCUUAUGCGUUCGGCACCGUCGUGUCUAUGCACAUUGUCUUGCGACAAGCAAGUCUUAAGCAUUCGGCACCUACGUGCCCUUCAGUACCUUUUCUUGUGACAUGCAAGUCUUAUGCCUUCGGCACCCUCGUGUCUAUGCACAUUGUCUUGCCACAAGCAAGUCUUAAGCCUUCAGCAUCUACGUGCCCUUCAGUGCCUUGUCUUGUGACAUGCAAGUCUUAUGCCUUCGGCACCCUCAUGCCUACGCACAUUGUCUUGCGGCGUGCAAGUCUUACGCCUUCUGCACCUACGUGCCCUUCAGUACCUUGUCUUGUGACAUACAAGUCUUAUGCCUUCGGCACCCUCGUGCCUACACACAUUGUCUUGCGACAUGAAAGUCUUGUUCCCUCCCUCCAAUUUCCUUCUUACCCGAGGACUUGA